AUGGCAAAGAAAAAUUUCCCUCUGGGUUGCUUUGUUGUUUGCAUGACCAUAAUCCAGUUCAUAGCUUCAAUCAGUUUCUGCGCAUCCCAGACCCUCACAAACGAAAUUAGUACUAGCACAAAGGCCAUUUUCAUAUUUGGUGACUCCACUGUAGAUUCUGGCAACAACAACUUCAUAGAUACUAUUCCUGAGAACAAAGCAGAUUACAAACCAUAUGGACAAAACGGGUUUUUCCCACAACCAACGGGACGAUUCUCAGAUGGUCGUAUCAUCGUAGAUUUCAUAGCUGAAUAUGCUAAGCUUCCACUAAUUCCACCCUUUUUGCAACCAAAUGCUGAUUAUAGCAACGGUGUCAACUUUGCUUCUGGUGGGGCCGGUGUUCUUGCUGAAACCAAUCAGGGACUGGUGAUUGAUCUUCAAACACAAUUAAGUCACUUUGAAGACGUGAGGAACUUGUUAUCAGAAAAACUUGGUGAGAAGAAAGCAAAGGAGUUUAUCUCCGAAUCAAUUUACUUCAUUAGCAUAGGAAGCAAUGAUUACAUGGGGGGUUAUCUGGGUAACCCCAAAAUGCAAGAAAUCUACAAUCCUGAACAGUAUGUUGGAAUGGUCAUUGGAAACUUGACACAGGCAAUCCAAACUCUAUAUGAGAAAGGAGCAAGAAAAUUUGGGUUCCUAAGUUUGUCUCCUUUGGGUUGCUUGCCAGCUCUUAGAGCCCUAAACCCUGAAGCCAACAAAGGAGGUUGUUUCGAAGCAGCUUCUGCUCUUGCUCUUGCACAUAAUAAUGCUUUCAGUAAUGUUCUCACAAGCCUCGACCAUUUCCUUCAAGGAUUCAUGUACUCCAACUCUAAUUUCUAUGAUUGGCUUCGAGAUAGAAUAGACAACCCCACAAAAUAUGGUUUUAAGGAUGGAGUUAAUGCUUGCUGUGGAAGUGGACCAUACGGGGGCAUGUUCAGCUGUGGGGGAAGAAAGAAAGUGACAGAGUUCAGCUUAUGUGAUAAUGGUGGCGAUCAUGUAUGGUGGGAUGCUUUUCACCCAACAGAGAACAUCCAUCACCAAUUCGCCAAGGCAUUAUGGAAUGGACCAUCCUCCUCAGUAGGGCCAUACAAUUUACAAACACUCUUCUCCAACAACCAGAUCAAGCUCACCAUUGCUGAUAUAGUUGAUGCCCCAGAAAAUCAUCAAGAUCAUCAAUUUCAGUACUGA
This is a messenger RNA of Sphenostylis stenocarpa, 1203 nucleotides long. The record is from the annotation of a GenBank genome assembly. Lineage: Eukaryota; Viridiplantae; Streptophyta; Magnoliopsida; Fabales; Fabaceae.